GCUUCAACUUUGGGUACACUUGGCAGUACUACAGGUUUCGGAGCAGCAAAACCAGGCGGCUUAUUCGGUUCAGCGAGCACCGCGACUGCAAGUGCCACACAACCACAAACCACCACUUUACCCACUCUUCAGGAAGUCAUACAGAAUUCCGACAAUUUGGUGCGUUCAUUGACUGCACCAGAUUUAUAUGGUGAUGGUAGAGAUGCGUUGGUGGCUAAGUUAAAUCAGCUGCUAGCCGCCUGUGGGGUUGGUAAUGGUUUCUUUAAAAAUGAUCAGCAACCAGUUACUUAUAAUAUCGACGGUCCAUUCCAUCGAUUCAAAGCUGUUGGAUAUAAUAGGAGAAGUGAAUAUGAAGAUAGUGACGGUAUUGUAUCAAUAAUGAUGUGUGUUCCAUUCGAUCAGCUUUCAUCAUCCACUCAACGUCAGAAAUUAAUCGAUGCGUUAAACGUAAUCCUUGGUAAUAACACUAAUGUUCGUGCUCGAUUAGAGGCUAUCAGACCGAUGCCCGACAACACAACGACUGAAGUAUUGAUAUAUGUGAAUGAAAAAGGUAAGGGUCGUGUUUCGAGUAAACAGUUAAGCGCUUAUUUCAAACAACCAGCGCAAGCAGCUCAGUUGAAAAGUCAACUCUGUGUUAGUGAUGUGGUACCGCGAUAUUCAAUGGAUGCAGCUAGACUGAAAAUCUUCUUAGAAACACCGCCUACAGGAUUUGAUGCAGAGUUGUGGAAGCAAGCUGUAAAAGAUAAUCCGGACCCGGAACGACUCGUGCCGUAUCCAAUCAGAGGAUUCGAACAACUUCGUAAACGUCAAGACUUGCAAAAUGCUGAAGGGAAACUGGCCGAACGUGCCAUAGAGGAAUUACGAAGAAGGGUGGUUGAGGUGCGGAACGAUAUCACUAAAUACUCCACGCAAAAUUCAAUUCACAGCAUCGCUGUUGAUAGUGGCGAAGAGCAAUUAGAAAGUCGCUUGGAAGCGUUAGACGCCGCAUUGGAUGCACCGAAUCAAAUUAAGAGUCGAGUGAGCAAUCUUAUGGCGAUAUUGCGUGAUAAAUCCGAUGCGUUGAAGACAGCAUCGGAUGGUGAAGCGAUCGUCUUGAAAGAUGAAGAAGUGACUCAGAUUCGAAAAUAUCUGUCGCGAUGUCAACAGGCGCUUGAGUCGAUUGUUUCUGUGGUUCGAUCAAACAAAAGUGAUGUGUCCGUUAUAGUAUCAAGUAUCGAAUAA
Anisakis simplex (herring worm) is the source of this 1221-nucleotide messenger RNA. The record is from the annotation of a GenBank genome assembly. NCBI's taxonomy places the organism in Eukaryota, Metazoa, Nematoda, Chromadorea, Rhabditida, Anisakidae.